UUUAGUUUAUGUGCUAGAUUGUUGCAUAGUGCGUGUGUUGUCUUUCCAUUUUCAAGAAUAAAAGUUUAGUUAAUGUUGUGCUGUGUGUUAAUCAAUGUAUUUAUUUAACUAAUAAUUAUGGCACCGAAUUUAAGUAAAUUAACGCAACGGACAGACGUUAAAGUCGGUAUUGCUGUCUCCGCAGCUCUUGGUGCUUGGAUUAUCCGGAACUCCUUUAAGUCAAGAAAAUCAAGAAAUGACAAACCCGGCCGUCUUUCACCCGAAGAGCAGAUUCAGUACAUGAUCAAAGAAAAAGACAAAAAGGGGCCAAAAGCACAAGUUGAUGCUAGAUUUUUAGCAGAAUUUAAAACACUAUGGAAGAUUAUGAUGCCAGGCUGGUGGACCAAAGAAAGUGCCUUCAUGACGUUGAUAGCCAUCUCUCUAAUAUCCAGAUCCAUGUGUGAUCUGUGGCUAAUACAGCAGACUACUUUGAUUGAAGGGUCAAUUAUCACAAUGAACCACAAGGAGUUCAAGAGGCUGUUAAUCCAGUUCUUCGGAUCAAUGCCACUGAUUUCACUGGUGAACAACGUCUUGAAGUGGAGCAUAGGUGAACUAAAGUUGAGGAUAAGGACCAAUUUAUCAUUGCACCUUUACAAUGAAUAUAUGAAAGGCUUCACGUACUACCAAGUGACGAACUUAGACAAUCGGAUAUCGAACGCUGAUCAGCUCUUGACAACUGACAUUGACAGGUUCUGUGAAACCGUCGUCGAUCUAUACAGCAACAUCAGCAAACCGCUCUUGGAUAUCGCAAUAUACUUGUACAGGCUCACUGUGAACUUGGGUGCAUCUACGCCCGGAAUUAUGGUGGCCUACCUUCUGGUAUCGGGGGUGUUGCUAACACACUUGCGGAAACCAACAGCAAAAAUGACAGUUCAAGAACAGAAACUCGAAGGUGAAUAUAGAUACGUCAACUCCAGACUUAUCACGAAUUCAGAAGAAAUUGCUUUCUAUCAGGGUAACCACAGAGAGCGCUUAACAGUACUGGCCAGUUUCUACAAGUUGACGAGACAUUUGAGAAAUUUCUUAAACUUCAGAGUGUGCAUGGGCUUUCUCGACAACAUCAUUGCUAAAUACAUCGCCAUCACAGUAGGUUUCUAUGCUGUGUCUAGGCCGUUCUUCGUUAAGGACCACAACUUAUUGACUACAAGUACAGAAAACGAUAGGUUUAAGCACUACUACACGUACGGUCGGAUGUUGGUUAAGAUGGCCGAGGGGAUCGGGCGGAUCGUGUUGUCUGGUCGCGAGCUGAGCAAGCUGGCCGGCCUCACGUCCCGGGUCACGCAGCUGCGCGUCGUGUUGGACGACAUCAACAAGGGCAACUACUCGAGGACCAUGGUCGACAAAACGUCACAUAGUGCUAACGGCCCGCCCAGGCUGUUGGCUCCGGGUGCCGGUCGGAUUAUAUACCAGGAUAAGAUCAUAAAGUUCGAUAAAGUACCGCUCGUCACUCCUAACGGUGAUAUCCUCAUUGAUGAGCUGUCCUUCGAAGUAAAGUCCGGUAUCAACGUGCUGGUGUGCGGACCGAACGGUUGCGGCAAGUCGUCCAUGUUCCGCCAGCUGGGCGAGCUGUGGCCGAUAUUCGGCGGCACCCUCACCAAGCCCCCCAAGGGGAAGCUCUUCUACGUGCCUCAACGACCGUACAUGACCCUGGGGACCUUGAGAGAUCAGGUGAUAUACCCGCAAACGCGCGAGGAGAUGGUGCGGCGCGGGCGCUCCGACGAGCAGCUGGGCCGCUUCCUGCGCAUCGUGCAGCUGGAGUACCUGGCGGCGCGCGACGGCGGCUGGGACGCCGUGGAGGACUGGAUGGACGUGCUCUCCGGCGGCGAGAAGCAGAGGAUCGCCAUGGCGCGUCUGUUCUACCACGAGCCGCAGUUCGCCAUACUGGACGAGUGCACCAGCGCCGUGUCCGUGGACGUCGAGGGACAGAUGUACCAGUACUGCAGAGAGGUGUGUCUCCCAAUUAUUGUGACGUCAUCCGAGGCCAAUGAGCUAACCAUAGACACGACCAUCGUGAAUAUAAUGAACAUAGGUAACCACAGAGAGCGCUUAACAGUACUGGCCAGUUUCUACAAGCUGACGAGACAUUUGAGAAAUUUCUUAAACUUCAGAGUGUGCAUGGGCUUUCUCGACAACAUCAUUGCUAAAUACAUCGCCAUCACAGUAGGUUUCUAUGCUGUGUCUAGGCCGUUCUUCGUCAAGGACCACAACUUAUUGACUACGAGUACAGAAAAUGAUAGGUUUAAGCACUACUACACGUACGGUCGGAUGUUGGUUAAGAUGGCCGAGGGGAUCGGGCGGAUCGUGCUGUCUGGUCGCGAGCUGAGCAAGCUGGCCGGCCUCACGUCCCGGGUCACGCAGCUGCGCGUCGUGCUGGACGACAUCAACAAGGGCAACUACUCGAGGACCAUGGUCGACAAAACGUCACAUAGUGCCAACGGCCCGCCCAGGCUGUUGGCUCCGGGCGCCGGUCGGAUUAUAUACCAGGAUAAGAUCAUAAAGUUCGACAAAGUGCCGCUCGUCACUCCUAACGGUGAUAUCCUCAUUGAUGAGCUGUCCUUCGAAGUAAAGUCCGGUAUCAACGUGCUGGUGUGCGGACCGAACGGUUGCGGCAAGUCGUCCAUGUUCCGCCAGCUGGGCGAGCUGUGGCCGAUAUUCGGCGGCACCCUCACCAAGCCUCCCAAGGGGAAGCUCUUCUACGUGCCUCAACGACCGUACAUGACUCUGGGGACCUUGAGAGAUCAGGUGAUAUACCCGCAAACGCGCGAGGAGAUGGUGCGGCGCGGGCGCUCCGACGAGCAGCUGGGCCGCUUCCUGCGCAUCGUGCAGCUGGAGUACCUGGCGGCGCGCGACGGCGGCUGGGACGCCGUGGAGGACUGGAUGGACGUGCUCUCCGGCGGCGAGAAGCAGAGGAUCGCCAUGGCGCGUCUGUUCUACCACGAGCCGCAGUUCGCCAUACUGGACGAGUGCACCAGCGCCGUGUCCGUGGACGUCGAGGGACAGAUGUACCAGUACUGCAGAGAGAUGGGCAUAUCGUUGUUCACCGUCUCGCACCGCAAGUCGCUGUGGAAGCACCACGACCACUACCUGCAGAUGGACGGCCGCGGCGGAUACGUCUUCGAAGAGAUCGACGCCGAGACGCAAGAGUUCGGAUCGUGAUCGAACGGAAUCGUAAUUAUCAUAUUUAGAUUUAACAUUCAUUCAUUCAUUCUUAUUCAUAAACUAUGCCAAGGUGUUAACGGUUGAUAGGAACUGGGCACGCCGCCCUACGCCAGGGUUGCCAUUGUAAAAAUAUAUCGAUGCUCCAGUGUCAGUGGCAGUAUUCGCAUCGUCCAUUGAAACCUGCUCAACACAAUGAGCACGCCAUCUGCGCCACACUAAAUAUAAAACAACUUGAACCAUCACUUACUGUAUUGAAGACAACAUCACACAUGAUCACAACGAAACUAUCACGAGCGGAUCGCGUCCACCGGCGGUCGGGCAGAGAUCGUCGAUCAAUCGUUUCACGAUUAAUCGUAACGAGAAAUCGUUCGGCCUAUGACCUGUUCUAGUUUAUGAAUAAGGUAGUAACAUGACCAGAACAUUUUAAUUAUAUGACAUUAAUAUGAUAUGACAUUUUUGUGAUGGAAGGAAAAUAUAGAAUGUUUAUUUAUCUUUUGUUGUUAAGGUUUAUCAUGUUAAUUUUUUAUUUAUUUUAUAAUAAAAUAUUAUGGAAUCAAGAAUCGAGCGCUGUAACAAUUUUUAAUCAACUUUAAACCCAAAAAUGGUGGCUUUUCUCUUACACAUAUAAGCAUAUAUAUUUUUAUGCUCGAACUUCCUAUUUUUAUUUACACUUUUUUUGACUUGAAUCCAGUUAAGUAGGUCACAAUACUCGUCGAUAAUAUAUACAUAUAGUAUGAUUACAUACAAGCCAAGUUGUUUAAUAUAAAACAUCUAUGGAAAUGCCAAAAGAAGAACACAUGACAGUCCUUAAUGAAUAAAAUAAAUACUACAUAAUCUUUACUAUGUAACUGCAAGAUUUUCUUGUAUUCUUUUAAAAUUUCAUUUAAGGAAUUUGGUAUUGAGGAAAAAUAAUCAUAUUGAGUCAUAGACAUGUAACUUUUGUAUAUCUCAUUUGUGGUUGUUAUUUAAAUGAAAAACAUUUUGUGACUAAUAACACCCUUACAGUUCAGCGGUGUCAAGACAAAUGUUCGAGGUUGCACACUGUAUAGUACAACUAUGUGUUCAGUUCUCACUGAGACAUGUUCGAUAUGUAUAAGUAUUAAAGUAGCUUGUUUACUUACAUUCAUUAAUGUCUUGGGUAGUUGCGUUCAGACCGCAAACAAAUUUCUCAGUGCAAAAUAUUUAAAAAAAAGUAAAUGAGUACCUCUAAAUAGUUAAGCUGCCUGUUUGACAGGAAGGUCGUGGCGAUGCACUAGCUAUAAAAAAAAUGUAACGGCACUGUGUCGCAAUAAAAAAAAACUUUUGUUUCCAUAAUCACACACACCUUAUGUUUAUGAUACCACCACAGUUUAUGAUACGUUAGCUGAAUAAUUUCGAUUAGCAAAUAUUUAAAACCAAAAAUAUAAGCCGUCUGAAACCGGAACCGGACUUGAUGGUAGAAACAGCAUUUUAAGCUCACACUUAAUUGUCGAGUUUAUUUUUUCAGAACACAUCAAAUUUACUUCUAAAUUAAAUAAAAAAUGUUCCACAAUUAUUUAAAAUAAAAAUAAAAUUCAUUUAAUUCAGACCCUCUUAAGUCCAUAUGUUGUAAGUAGAAUAAUACUUAGAACUAUGUUAGUAAAAUUAAAAUUAAAAUUAGCAAUUAAAACAUUUAAACAUUUAAUUCAUAAAUCUGCGCUGCUUUGAGGCACCUGGUAUAUGUAUAUGAACCCAGUGUCUCAAAACAGCACAUUCGGGUUUAUUACCUAUAACCAUCAGGAUAUUAUUAGUAUUAUAUUUAGAUGGUUUGUAGUAAUUUGUUGUGGUUAGUGUGAGCUUAAAAUCAUAUCCCUAUCAAUUCGGGUUCCAGACUCAGGCAGCUUGACUGUAUAAUUGCAAAAGUCUAAUAAAUUGAAUUUAAUGUUUCAGUAACUGAAAUAAUGUUACUUUAUUUACAAUUAUUGUAUAUUGUUGAUUUAUUAAACAUAUUUUAUUUGUGAUUUGUUAUGUGAUAUAUUCGAUCAUGAUAAUAACAUAUUUUAUCAACUUUACUUUGUUACAUUUAUAGACUAUUUAAGAGAUAAACAAACAUUUAAUUGUAUAUAUCCAAAAAUAUAUAAUAUAAUUAAUAACAUUUUUAAUCUUGAAAAUUAUAUUUAAAUACAUAAAAGUACUCAUUAUGUACAUCAUUCAAUUGAAAUAGUUAUAAAAUUGAUAAGGUUAUAACCAUUCUACACUACAAUCUCAGUGUUAAUUUUUUAAAGUGACAAUUUUUUUUAGAAUAAGAUGCAGUACACACAGCGCAUGCGUGCGACGCUCGUCACCUACGUACGUACUCGUGCGUACUCACACGCAACGAGUGAUGUAACAUAUUUGCUCUUUUUUUUUGAAAUGAUAUACUCAGGACCCUCAUAUGUCCAUGUCACUGUUACGAAUAGUUGAAUUUGAUUUGAGAUACGAAUCAAAAAGUUUAUUCUCCAUUUCCGCCACCUGUGUACAAUGACGAUAAUACGCGUUUAAGUAUAAAAUUAAAUAAAGGUAGCUUAAAAAUAAUAAUAAAACUUUUUAAAUAGCAAACCGAACUAAGAAUUAAGUAAGUUCAUCUUUUUUUUUAUCCUGUUGAUAUUGUUCAGAAUGUUAUUUUGUGUUUUUUUAUUAUAUUGUCAUCGUGACGCGUUCUUGAUGCGUCUGCAUAAUUUUUAGUUUACUUAAACAGUUUUACUCUCUAGGACGUCUUGAAGUAGUUUAUGAAAAUGACUUACAAAGAUUCCGUUAUAUAUAUACCAAGCUAAUAAAAGCAUGUUAGAGACAUGUUAUGAAACAUAUAUUCAGUUGUAAAGACGUGUGAAAAUGUUAAUGUUACAUUAAUAUUAUAAUUUAUUUUAAUAAAAAUUACAUGACCUAUUAAAUAUCUCAAACUCAUGUAUUGUACUCUUAAAAAUGCAAUAACUAGAUUAUCCUUUUACGUUAUACUUGUUGAUUAAUUUUGGAUUUAUAGUAAUUAUAAAGUAAUAAAUUUGGACACAAAUAAUAUUUAAAAACAAUUUGAAUAGAGUCGAUCGUAUGAUACUAACCUCAUGUACCAAAUCACUAAAAGUGUUUGUUGCAACAGUUUGCUGUGAUAGUCGUUAAGUUUUAUGUUGGUUUUUAUUCGAUAUGCGGGUGCUGGGGUGAAUAAAACCGGUUGAGGGAAGAUCAAUA
This is a messenger RNA of Bombyx mandarina (wild silkworm), 6378 nucleotides long. It is a transcript of the gene Pmp70, whose product is annotated as ATP binding cassette subfamily D member Pmp70. NCBI's taxonomy places the organism in Eukaryota, Metazoa, Arthropoda, Insecta, Lepidoptera, Bombycidae. Gene Ontology annotation, biological process: fatty acid beta-oxidation; peroxisome organization; long-chain fatty acid import into peroxisome. Gene Ontology annotation, cellular component: peroxisomal membrane. Gene Ontology annotation, molecular function: long-chain fatty acid transmembrane transporter activity; ATP binding; ABC-type transporter activity. The record is from RefSeq and is a predicted model, not a curated record.